AUUUAAAAACAUUAAUUUAUGUAGAAUGGAUGAGAAAAAAUUUGAAAUAUGGCUAAAGAUUCUCGAAAAAUGGGUUGGUCAGAUUGCAUAUAGCUCUAAUUCAUUAAUUUUCUCUGUUGGAAAUCAAGCUUCCAUCAUGAAUAGUUUAAAACAACAUGAACAAGAUUUAUCUGAAUUUUUUGUGUUAUUAAAUAAUUGGCUGCUAAGUCAGGCAUCAAUUAAUAUUACACGCUUAACACUUAUUGCAAGAUUUGUUUCAUUGUGCUGCAAGAUACCUGUGAUUCUUUCAAAAGAUAUAUUACUCAAUGGCUUAUUGGAUGUGAUGGUUACUCUGUCUUUUUGCUCUCGGUCAAUCUGUUCAGUUGAAAAGAAAAAAUUAUGCAAUUAUAUUACACAUAAACUUCGUUCAUUAAUUAGUUUUAAAGUUGAAGAAGUUGGUUGUUUUUUAUUAGAAGAGUUUGGAAUCAGUCGGGAAGAAUAUUUUAAAGAACAUUUUUUUCAAAUAUCAAAAGAAUUCGCCAAUGUUUUAUGUAAAAACAAAAAUGAAUCUGAAGAAGAAACAGAAACAAGCAUAGGCAUUCUAACAAUGCGUAAAGUUUUUGAUGACGAUCUGUUUGUUAUAGUUCUAGAAGCUAUUCUUGCUAAUCUUAAAGAUUUAGAGAUUCCAAAGAUCAAUGAAAAUAUUUGUGCACUUCCUCAAUUACUUUUUUGUCAAAUGUCUUUACCUGCUUUAAAGACUUAUUAUGAUAUUAAUUAUUCUGCUUUUGAGAAAUGUACAGGGAAUCUUAUUGAAAAAUGUAUCUUAAUAUAUCCAUGGGCUGAUUCAAAUGAAAUUUUAGAAUGUUUAAAAAAGUCACGUUUAUUAGAACUUUCUCUUCUGGAUGGUAAAUAUGCAUAUGGUGUUAAGCUUAUGUUAAAAAAUGUUCUUUAUGAAAUUGGUAUGCAUCCAUCAUUGGUUACACUCUUGCAAAUUAUGGUUUUACAAAUUGGAGAAACAUUUUGCUUAGGAUGUGAAAUCUGUAAUAUGAUCAAGACUAUGAGUUUACAGGAUCAAUGCAAUAAUCUCAUUGGUUUUGGUUUAUUUAUCAAGGAACAUUCUGCAAAACUCAAACAAAAAAAUUUUGUGUUUGAGGUUUGGUUUCAUUUACUUUUGAAAAAAGACCUAAUUGAUAAAUUGAUUGUGGUUGCUUGCAAUGAAUCUAUGAAUUCUUCAAACAUUUUGAGAAUAUUGCUUUGGUAUUUUAUUCCUACGCACCAGGAAGUCAUGGAAGCAACUGUAUGUGGAAUGGUUAGCUACAUUACAAAACUUCAGUUACUGUUAAAAAAAAUAUAUUUAAGCUCAAGUGAAUUUAUUAAUUUAUUUUUACCAGUUAUAUCUGAUAAUGAAAACAUACCAAAAUUCAUUCUGUUUAUUUUCUUCUUCAUAACUUUGUCAUUGUCAAAUGCAGAUCUUGCUUUUACGCUGGAAAACUAUAAAUUGAUGUUCGGCAUAGAAGCUUUUGACUUCAUCCAUUAUUUUUUUCAAGCUCUUGACAUACUGUUGAAUACCAAAAAUCUAAAUUCCCAAAUAAAGAAAAGUUACAUUCAAAUAGUUAAAGAUUUAGAACAAUUUUCACAAAAUAUAAAUGAUAAAAAACUCAUCAGUGUAAUAAAUGUCCGAUGUGCACGAUUUAUUGUGUUGUUGGAAAAAAAUAAGUAUGAAGGCAGUUAAAACUUUUAGUUAAUAUUGUGAACAAAUGGAAAUAUUGAUAUAAUUUGUAUUCUUAAUGAUAAUGACAUUAUCAUUGUUAAUUGUUUUUAUAGAAAAGUUACUGUAAAUUUAUUUUUAUUUAUUUUUUAUAGUA
Molecule: messenger RNA, 1844 nt
Organism: Hydra vulgaris (swiftwater hydra)
Lineage: Eukaryota; Metazoa; Cnidaria; Hydrozoa; Anthoathecata; Hydridae
Source: RefSeq, a predicted model, not a curated record